This is a messenger RNA of Aspergillus glaucus CBS 516.65, 4813 nucleotides long. Its product is annotated as putative chromatin remodeling complex subunit (Chd3). The record is from RefSeq and is a predicted model, not a curated record. NCBI's taxonomy places the organism in Eukaryota, Fungi, Ascomycota, Eurotiomycetes, Eurotiales, Aspergillaceae. Gene Ontology annotation, cellular component: nucleus; chromatin. Gene Ontology annotation, molecular function: histone binding; ATP hydrolysis activity; chromatin binding. The transcript has 3 exons. Gene Ontology annotation, biological process: negative regulation of transcription by RNA polymerase II; chromatin remodeling. The coding region runs from base 179 to 4684 and encodes 1501 amino acids.
GGAAACGGUCUCUCCCUCGUUCUUUCCCUCGUUGCUUCUUGCCAUCGCUUGCUUAGAAAUGCCAUGUGCUGAUCCCUCUUCGCUCAACAGAAUGCCCGCGAAUUGAGAACCCUUUUACUACCUGUUUCGACAACCCCAACCCUACUAAAUCGCUCUCGACACUCAUUCGCAUUUAACCAUGGAUUGGAAUUUCCAACUCGACCCCAAUAAUGAUCUUGUAGCGGAUCUUCUUUCCCAGUUCAAUGCGACUAGCGCGCAAGUCAGAUCUGCGAACCAGCUCCAAGAAACACUACAACUGGCUGUAACCACAGAAGAUGGCCAACCGUCAGGGUUGAAGCUAGCGGCAGUGGAGAUUCCGGCGGUAGUGAAUUGGGAGGAGUAUGAAAACCUUCCGGGGCAUUCAGCCGUCCGGUAUAUCAUCAGCGAGGAGCAGGAUGACGACGGGGAUGUUGUUUAUAAAGUUCGGAUGCGGAGCAGCGAAUUGCAAACAGUCAACUUGACGCAGCUCCAAAACCUCCAGAAUGGACCGGAAGCCCUCGAACGCUUCGAAUCGCCGGACCAAGAUUCACAAAUUACAAUUUCUUCAGAUGAAGACUACGACUCUACCGAAUCUCAUUCAGUCAAUGCUAGACGGUCGAAGCGCGCGACCAGGUCCCGCCGUCGGUUCACAAAAUUCUUUGCUGGCGUGAGCAGUGGCGAUGACAGGGAUAUAAUGAGCUCAUCGAGCGACGACGUGAUUGUUUCUUCUGCGACAACUUCAAGAGCAAGACGGUUGCGGAAGGGCGUCCGACAAAAAGGUUCAAGGCAAAACACGCGGCAAUCAUCCAGAAUAUUCGAUUACUUUGAUUCCAAUGAUGAGCCUAGAUCGAAGGGCACUAGAUUUUCCACGCGCGACAGGAGGGCAGUGCGAAGCAACUUGCGCGAAAGAUUUGAAGACGAUAUUUCCGAGAAUGAGAUUAGGGCGAAGGAGAAAAAAUACGUCGGCGCCAAGGAGGCUUUCCAUACAGUCCCGCGACAUGAUUCGUUCAGACUCCAUCAUCUUAACACUUGCGAUGUCUGCGGUAUCUCUGGUAACGGGAAUGAGAGAGGCCCGCUGGUCUUUUGUCAGGGUUGCACCUUCUCCUACCAUCAAGUUUGCCUGGGACCGCGGGGGAACAGAGACCACCUUGUUACAAAAGUUGCAGACGAUAAUUUUGUUCUUCAGUGCCGUCAUUGUUUGGGUGUCGUUCAUGCCAAAGAUCGUUUGUCUCCGCGUCUAGGCCACUGCAACGCGUGCAACGACAAGGGAUCACUGUCCAAGCCUCUCAGGGAACGCCUAUCGCCUAAGCAAGAACAACAGCUUCGUCAAGAAAAUGACGGGAAAGAUCCUAUUACCUCUGUCGACAUGACGCGCAUUAAUAACGUCGAUAAUCUCCUCUUCCGCUGUUCUGGCUGUCGCAGAGCCUACCAUCUGGACCAUCUACCUCCAUUGUCUGAUGAUUAUGGUGACAAUGUUGCGGCUUCGCGCUUCCAACAAUACUCGUCGCGCUGGAAAUGCCUCGAUUGUAUAUCGGCUCCAGAUGAAAUUGCUGCCAUGGUCGCCUGGCGGCCAGUCCAACCCGAUCUCGUCGACCGUGCAGCAAGUAAGCUAGCCGAAGACAAGAAGGAGUAUCUCAUCAAGUGGCGUAACAAGUCAUACCAUCACACUACAUGGAUGCCCGGUACUUGGGUGUGGGGAGUCGCAAAACAUGCCAUGCGGCGAGCUUUCCUAAAAUCAGACAAAGACAUAAAUCCGCAAAAGUCGGCCGAAGAGGCAGUCCCAGAAGACUUCUUGCGUGUCGAUAUUGUUUUUGAUGUCCGAUACUCUGAGAAGCCGCAGGAUCGCAGCGAAGAAGCCGACCUUGCGCGAAUCGGCAAGGUUAAAGAGGCAUACGUCAAGUUCAAGGGCCUACCAUACGAGGAGUCAGUGUGGGAAACUCCUCCGGGGCCCGGCUCCGAGCGAUGGGCCGAUUUCAAAGAAGCAUACGAGGAUUGGGUUCGGCGAGACUAUAUCCAUACCCCCAGCCAGGAUGCAUUCAGGAAGCAUCUUUCCUACGUUCGGAAGCAAAAUUUCAAGACGACUGUCGUUCGCAAUACUAAACCUGAAGCGAUGACCGGUGGUGAGAUUAUGGAGUACCAGAAGGACGGCCUGAAUUGGCUGUACUACAUGUGGUUCAAGCAGCAGAACGCCAUCCUCGCUGAUGAAAUGGGUCUGGGGAAGACGAUCCAGGUUAUCGGUUUCUUUGCGACUCUUAUUCAGUACCACAAGUGCUGGCCUUUCUUGGUUGUCGUUCCAAACUCGACAUGUCCCAAUUGGCGCAAAGAAAUCAAGAAGUGGGUUCCUUCUAUUCGAGUCGUCACAUACUACGGAUCCGCUUUCUCUCGCAAGUUGGCCCAGGACUAUGAGAUGUUUGGCAAAGAAGGCUCUGAUCUUCGGUGUCAUGUUGUCGUAACAUCGUAUGAAGCCAUGGUGGACGAGAACUCUCGGAAGAUACUUUCGAGAAUUCCCUGGGCCGGUCUUGUCGUGGAUGAAGGGCAGCGCUUGAAGAACGACAGGAGCCUGCUCUACGAAAGUCUUUUCAAGAUCAAGUUCCCAUUCAAGGUUCUCCUUACGGGUACACCUCUUCAGAACAACACGCGAGAACUCUUCAACCUGCUUCAAUUCUGUGAUCCGAGCAUCAAAGCGGAAGAUAUGGAGGCUGAGUACGGAGUGCUAUCGAAGGAUAAUAUCCCUCAGUUGCAUGAAAUGAUCCGGCCUUUCUUCCUGCGUCGGACUAAGGCACAGGUCCUGAACUUCCUUCCUCCUAUUGCCAACAUCAUUGUUCCUGUGUCAAUGUCUGUUGUGCAGAAGAAGCUUUACAAGUCGAUUUUGGCGAAGAAUCCUCAAUUGAUUGAGACCAUCUUCCAACGGAAAGGCGACCAGAUAGGCUUGAAGCAGGUGGAGCGCAAGAACUUGAACAAUAUCCUGUUGCAGUUGCGGAAGUGUCUUUGUCAUCCCUUCCUGUACAGCAAGGCCAUUGAAGAGCGCACCCCCGAUGUUACUGCGUCUCAUCGGCACUUAGUCGAGGCAGCCGGGAAGCUUCGACUACUUCACCUGAUGCUACCCAAGCUGCAACAACGCGGACACCGGGUGUUGAUCUUCAGUCAGUUCCUUGAACAUCUCGAUAUCAUAGAAGAUUUCCUCGAUGGACUGGGCAUGUUGUACCGUCGUCUCGAUGGAAGAAUGCCAGCAAUGGAGAAGCAAAAGCGAAUCGACGAGUACAACGCUGAAGGAUCGCCGUACUUUGUUUUCCUCUUGUCGACUAGAUCCGGAGGCGUUGGUAUUAACUUGGCUACUGCGGAUACCGUAAUUAUCAUGGAUCCGGACUUCAAUCCUCACCAGGAUAUGCAGGCAUCAUCGCGCGCUCACCGGAUUGGACAGAAGAACAAGGUGCUCGUAUUCCAAAUGAUGACGCGUGGUAGUGCGGAAGAGAAGAUCAUGCAGAUCGGGAAAAAGAAAAUGGUCUUGGAUCAUGUACUGAUCGACCGGAUGAUUGCCGAAGAAGAUGAUGGUCGCGAUCUAGAAUCUAUUCUACGGCACGGCGCUCGGGCGCUUUUUGAUGACGAUGACUCUGGUGACAUCCACUACGAUUCGGAAUCCGUCGACAAGCUCCUCGAUCGCAGUCAAGCCGAACAGACCAAGACGCCUGGCGCAAACAGUACCGAGGACCCCUUCAGUUUCGCGCGCGUGUGGGCCAACGACAACCAGAACCUCGAUGGUCAGCUAGGCGACACGGUGGAUGAGGGGCCAAUCAACUCAAGUGUUUGGGAAAAGAUCUUGAAGGAGCGGGAGCAGGCAGCGGAAGAAGAGUCCAAAGGGAAAGCAGAGAAUCUCGGUCGUGGGAAGCGCAAGCGGACGGCAGUUGACUAUAGCCAUGCCGCAGAAAUCUCACCAGCCAAGCCUCGCCGGCAAGAUGACGAUAGUGAUGUCGAAUUCCAAGCGGGCAACCUUGACGUGCCAGAGUCGGAUUCGGAUUUGGACCCAGGGAUGGUGUCGGAUGAUCUGGGGUCGCCUACGAAGAGGACCAAGGUGGCCCCGUUUAAACGUGUCGACCUUCCAGAUCUCAAACCCCCGCCAGCCCCAGGCCCCAUAGCGGAAAAUAUUCUCGUCUGUUACGCUUGCAACCGAAGCCACCCCCCGGGUCAGUGCCAUUUGAAAUCGGCCGGGGUCGAGCAUUGCCCCCUUUGUGGACUUGCACACUACGGAGUCAGACGGACCUGUCCGCACUUCCAGUCCGAGGUGCACCUUUCGCGCAUGCUCGAGGCACUGAAGAAUUCCACAGAAGAUCGUGAGAUUCGAAACCUAGCACGAAGCUACGUGGGUGGUAUCAAGAGAGACCUGGCCCGUCGACGGAGGAGCCUGAAUCCAAACCCAAACCCAACCCCGACUCCGACCCCGGGAAGUAAACCUGCUGCCCUCAGUGCUCUCAAUGACCACAAAAAGAAAAGCAUUCAUGGGACGGCAGCCCCAUCCCCGGUCCCUGGUGGACCUACUCCUGGACCUGGACCUGGCGUCGGUCCGGGGCCGCCGCCCGCGAUCGAUCUGACUGGGCAUAGUGGAACUAAUAAUAUAGCUAUGGGAUCUGUGUCCAACAAUCCUUCAUGGCGAACUAGUUUCAAAACUUGAUUGAAUGGACAAGGGUAAUGCAUUUGAUGAUCGAUAUGGGCGUUAUGGUCGGGAUUUGUGGAGGCAUUUGAGAUCUGUUUUGUAACAUAGCUAUUGUAGUCAUAAUAUACCCUAUGCCUUAUUAUCCAG